This is a messenger RNA of Corythoichthys intestinalis (scribbled pipefish), 3481 nucleotides long. RefSeq names its product cilia and flagella associated protein 58 (gene cfap58). Gene Ontology annotation, cellular component: cytoskeleton. The transcript has 18 exons. The record is from RefSeq and is a predicted model, not a curated record. Bases 113 to 2671 code for a protein of 852 amino acids. Lineage: Eukaryota; Metazoa; Chordata; Actinopteri; Syngnathiformes; Syngnathidae.
GACUGGCAACCAGCAUAAACUCUGGCCAACAACAGCGUUUGGUCGUACAAUACUUGAUUUUCGUUGCUUGAAUCAUACGUUGCGUAGCUGGGCAAAUAAAACGAGGGCGAACAUGGCUGAUCCAUUGGAGGAAUUCCACUCGGUCCUCCGUGAGCUCGCAGAGGACCAAGAUGAGCCAAAUAUGACCAAGAUCCGUGAUGAAUAUGAGAAACUCCUCAAUGCGCUCACCAAGUCCCACAACAACGAGAAAAAGCUCAUGUCGAAAUGCAAGGAACUUAGCGCAGAGAUGGCGGCCGCCUCAACCAGAUUUGACGCUGCACGCAAAAUGUCUCAGGAUGACGACGCAACAAUGUCUGCACUAAAGACGGAAUUAGAAAAAGCUUGGCAAAUGGUUGAUAGUGCUUACAAUAAAGAGCAAGCCAAUAUAGAGACGAUCAAAAACUUACAAGAAGAAGUUAGCACUCUAACACAGGUAAUAGAACAACAAAGUUUGGCCUCUGCGAACCAAGAUCAGAGUGAUUUACUGAAAAUGAUUGAAGACUUGACGAAUGAACGCGAUCGCUUGAUGACAACAGUGGAGAGUCUAAGAGAACAGCUGGACAUCACCAGUGCAAGCAAGCAAAAGGCAGAGACUCAAAGGGAGGAUGCCUUGAAUAACAUUGCACAGCUCCAACAUGAAAUUCAGCUAAACCAGAAUGACAUUUCCCGUGAGCAGAGGUUAAAAGAAAAACUUGAAAAGGAGUUGAAUGAGAUGACCAUCGACGUAGAAACAAAGGUCAGAGAGAUCCAAACUCUGAAAAAGGAUUACCAAAUGUCCAAAGACGAGCAAAUGAGAUUAGCGCAGCAACUGAAAUCCAUGAAGCUUGGAAUGGAGAAAAUUGCCAAAGACCUGGAGCAUUUGCAAGUUAAGACUAACAAACUGCAGCGCGACCGAGAUCAUCUCGUAUCGGUCAGGGAAUGUCUCUAUUUGGAGAAUCAGAAGAAUUUAAAUGAGAUAAAGAUAAAAGAAGAUGUUAUAAAUCAAAUGCGUCAGGACAAUUCCAAAGAAAGAAAGAUGAAAGAAGCCAUCCAAAAGAGGUUACGUGUAAUAGAGGAUCAGAAAGCUGAAGUGGAAGUACAGAGAGGGAUUCUAAAAACUCGGAUUGCUGGUCUAGAGAGAGAGUAUGAAGCUGCAAAAAAGCAAGGGGAUGCUGACAAGAAAUCAAUUAACGACCUAACCAGAGAACGUGACAUGUUAACUAAGGAAGUGGCCAAAGUUGCGGAGUCAUUGGAGACGCAACAGUGCCAUGUGAUGGAACUCGAGAACGACAAAAGGGUAUUGCAACAAGAGAUCAACUGCCACUGCAUCGAUGCUGGGAAGCUGCGCAAGUUCAUCUCGGAUCUGGAAAAGGACCGGGACCGCUUCGUUAAUGAAAACAACAAUCUUUUGCAAAAGGUGCAACAAAAAAUGAAUGAAAUUGAAACAAAUGAGAUGGCAAUCCAUAACUGGAAGAAGAGAGUCACAGAGGAAGAGUGCAAGCUCAAAAGGAAAGAGGAACUACUGGAUUCUGUAAUAACAGAACGAAACAAUUACAGCAAAAAUCUUGUUGAUGCUCAGGACAGCAUCGCAAAGUUGAAGAUAAAGAUGCGUGCAAUGAAUAACCAGAAUAUACAGUUGAAGGAUGAGAUAGAAGCAAAGGAAUUGACAAUUCACAAAGAACAGCAGCAACACAAGCGCUUAGUGCGAGAUAACGACAAUCUCAAGGGAGAGUUGAAGUUGACCACCCAGCAACUUGAGGAAGAAAUACGACGCGUUGAGCUUCAAAAAGCAGAACAAGAAAGACUUCAGAAAGUUAUUGCUGACCACGAAAUUGAGCAUAUGAGUCAGAGAAAACAAUUGGAUCAAGUGACCCGGGAACGAGACAACUUGGGAAAGCAGUUGCUACGACGCAAUGAAGAACGAACUCUUCUGUAUGAAAAAAUCAAGAUCCAGCAAGCAAUCAUAAGCAAGAGGGACUUUCACCACAACAAGCGAAUGGAAGACAUCCGCCUGCUCAAGUUGGAAAUCAAGAGGCUCAUACGUGAAAAGCAUAUCUUGGACAAGACGGUACCAAACACUGAUGAUCUAAAACGGGAGUUGUUUGCAGUGCAAAGGGAAUUGGCUCAAGAAAGGACAAGGAAUGGUGUCCUCCAGGAACAGCUAAACCCUGUAAAUAUUCACCGGUGGAGGCGACUGGAAGGCAGUGACCCUUGCAAGUAUGAAUUGCUCCAGAAGGUGCACACGUUACAGAGAAGACUCAUCAACAAGACUGAAGACUUUGAAGAACAGGAAUUCUUAUUACAGGAAAAGGAAAAGCUGUACGUUGAGCUGCAGCAAAUUUUAGCCCGGCAGCCAGGUCCUGAGGCCCUUGAGCAGCUUCAGCAUUGCCAAUGGACUUUAAGAGAAAGGACCAAAAAACUAAUGGCACUGACUGCAGAGGUGAGAGUGCUUGACUCAAAAAUGAAUGAGUACAAAACGGAGAAUCAAAGGUUGGUCAAUGAGAUGGCAGAUCUCAAGAAGAAGUACUUCAGUCAGAAAAAGCUACAAAGUGACAAGUCCAAAACCAAAGGAGAACAGUUGGUGCUGCCUCAUCUCAUCAACAAGCCACAUUUUUCUGGUGGAGGAUUCAAGUUUGAUGAACUUUUCAGAUGACAAAUUCUAAAUAAGUGUGACAAAUUAAUGUAGGUGAAUAUCACUAAACAACCUCAGGAAGCCUGAAAGCCUUGAAUGUUGGAAAAUCCAAGGACCCCAUUACAAUUGAGAAAUGUGUCAUUGACACAGUAGAAGAGAAAUCUCAGAUUAUAAUAUUUUUAAUAAUUAAAAUACUAUUUUUGCAGGUCUCAGUAUGAAUAAUUUUUGGUGUGUGAAGGUGUGUGUUAUACCCAACUUAGACUAUAGGAUUUCAGUCCGAUUUCAACCCCACAAGACGAGGUCCUGCGAGGUGGAUUGAGGGCGGGGCUGAGACGCCUCGUGUAGUUUUCUCACAAAGCGGAGGGGAGGUGGACCCAAUGGGAAAUUGGACUGGGAAACAAAAUAACUUACCAUGUAAAACGGGGCUAGAAAAACAGCUAAUACGACUAGGUGCUCGGAUACACAAUGACAGACAACCAGGGCUACAGGCAAGCGUAACGAGACAAGAGGCAGCAGAUUGGUCAACACACAGGAGCAGGCAAAACAGGUGAAAGGUAAUGAGUACUGGAUUACUUAAGUAAUGAGUACUCGAGUACUUAAGUAACGAGUACUCAUGUAAUGAAGUAACAAGUACUCAAUUAUUUGAGUAAUAGUACUCGAGUACCAAAGUAAUGAAGUAACAAGUACUCGAGUACUUAGAUAAUGAGUACUUGAUUACUUAAGUAAUGAGUACUCGAGUACUUAAGUAACGAUUACUUGAGUACUUAUGUAAUGAAGUAACAAGUACUUGAGUAUUUAAGUAAUAGUACUCGAGUACCAAAGUAAUGAAGU